Cuscuta europaea is the source of this 12936-nucleotide messenger RNA. Lineage: Eukaryota; Viridiplantae; Streptophyta; Magnoliopsida; Solanales; Convolvulaceae. The record is from the annotation of a GenBank genome assembly.
UUCUGAUGCAGCUGCAACACUCGGAACAUGGCUAAGAAUGGAAGGACUAAAAAUAAAAGAAAAGAACUUGUUAGGAGAAGAUAUAAAGCAGAAGAAGAAAAUAAGAGAUAAAGGUAUCAAUUUUUUUAAUGAAAAGAUAGAAUUAGAGCAAGAACAAACAGACGAUACCGAAAAAUAUAGAAAAUAAGAAAGAAUGAAAAAUUGAAUUAAACAAGAGGAUGAAGACAGAAAGAAGAAACGUGCGCCAUUCAAAAAUAAGUUGAGAAGCAUUUCCCAGCACAGGCGUGACAAGCGUGCGCCUCACAAGCGUGCGCCUCAGCUCUUCUUGCGCCUGAGGAAUUAUAAGGUGCUACCCAUGUUUAGCGCCAUUCAAAUAAUAGGUCAAAACAACUUAAACCCAUGUUAAACCCUUCUAAGUCACGGUAAAAGCCUUCUAUCGUACGUCUUCAUCAUUACUCUUCUAUGCUCUACUCGCGCAACCUGUUCAGCGCUGCAACCGCAUCCAACGAAUCAACGAUCAACCCAUUGAAGCUAGCAACCCUUAAGGUUUCUUCUUCCUCAUCAUCUUCCCAUGUUCUUUCUUCUUUCUUUUUCAGAUUGUAGUUUUCAUUUAUUUUGCCAUCUUCUUGUUGAUCCUUUCUUUUUAUUCUUUCAGUCUAUCUUCUCUCUUUACUCUUACCACUUGCAGUCAUCUAUGCGUACUUUAUAGUUCUCUUUAAACAGUUUAUGGUUCUCUUUGCUUCAUCUUAUUAUACAGUCUAUAACUUUAUAUCUUCUUAUCAUCAUUUCAUAUUUUAAUUGUAUAAAACUUCAUGUAAUCUAACUCGGUUAGUAGUUUAGUUUCCUUAAGCCCUUAUCUUCAUGUUUAUUUUUAGGCAUGACUGCGGAAGGAGUAUUGCCUGAUAUUUAUCAUUUGUAUUCAAGUACUACGUAGUUUAGUUUCUUUAAGCCCUUAUCAUCGUGUUUAUUUGGAAUACUAGGUAUACAAGGAGGGUUUAGAAGUUGUGCCUUCAGCCACAUUUUUUGACCUUUAUGUCAACUUUUUGAAAGAUAUCAUACGUUAUAGAAAUGGAGUUGUCAAAUUUUCAAAUAUAGUAACAUCUCCGGGUGUACGAGAAGGGUGAAAUUACGGAAGACCUGGCCUGAACAUGUUUUCCUAUUAUAGUUGGGUGAAAAGUUUUGUUCUGGAGAUUUUUCUAUGGAGAGCCAUAAUGCCAUUAUGGCUCUCCAUAGAGAUGAUGUGUACUGGAAAUAGGAUCUCUUUUGAUUUCUCUUGAGAUCUGUUCUGAUUCAAUUCUAAAAAACAAGGGUAGAAAACUUGUGGUAUGCAUUAGAAUUUAAGCUUUCUCAAAUUACUGCAGAUUUGUAUGUUAUAAAUUCGCCUAUAGCUUUAUAGAGAUGAUGUGUACUGGAACUAGCGAUGAGAAGGCGAGGGUUAAUGUAAUAAUUGAACAGUUUAAAAGUUGUGGUGUUAUUUGCCCUCCCUACAAAUGUGAAGUUAUUUUUUUCAUUAUUGCCCUCGUUACAAAAUACGAUUUUUGAAUAACUAAUGGUCAAAGUUUAUAAAGUUUGACUAAAAAAAAGUCAAAGUGUAAACUCCAAUUCUGGACGGAGUGAGUAAUAGGCAAUAUGGAUGUUUUCAGCUAGAAAGAAAUAAGGAUUGAAAAUGAGUGGUUUUGCUCGAAGCUUUAAUUUCAAUGGAUGGACGUUUUUGGUAGUGACAUGCUGGUUUUAUUUCACUUUAUUAACAUUUGCAUAUAGUAUAUAUCUCAAUCAGGUUGACAAUUCCUACAAAAAGAAUACGGGAUUGACAAAUAUUUUUGGUGAGGAUUGUCAAAAUUCAUUGAAACAUGAUAUCUUUCAUGACUUAUAAUUCGAAGGCAUAAGCAAGUUACAAAUAUGAGAUGAGGUUAUGUGGUUGUCCUAUUAUGACAACUUCAUACGAAGUAUAUAAGAACAUAGAGUUAAGAAGAUUAACAUAGGGAACACUAAUUAAAAUACCCCAAACUUUGAAGGGGUGUGAGGUAAACACCCUAAACUUGCAUAUCUAAUUUGAAUACCCCAAACUUUAUAUAAAAAGUUAUUUUAGCAACAUGAUCAUGUAUUAUUUAUUUAAAAAAUGUUAAUUUUUUUUGUUCAUUUCAUAAUUUAAAAUAUUUUAGCAUUCAUGAAGAUACAGUUAACAUUCUAUACUUCUAUUGUAAAAUAAAGAGUAGUACCCCCCACUCUAGCUAAUUGUAACGUUUUCAAUUUGCUGUUUUAAACUAUGCACUUAACACCAUAAAUAAAGAGUAGUACCCCUCAUAAGACUCACUACUCAUUUUUAUAGUGAAGCAAAAUAUUUGAAAGUCAUGUAAGCUUAAGGUAUUAAUGCACAGGUACCAAACAAGUUUUAAAAAUCAAAUCAUUCAAAGCAACAAAUCAACACUCCAAGUAUGUUGGGCAUGAACUAACAAAAAGACAUUAGUAUAAGACCUUUUAAAAUCUAUGGAAACUGGUACGGGAUUGAGCAACGUAUACAAACACAAAGUUCUAUAUCAGUGGUCUUUUAAUGAUGAGCCAUUUACUUUCUUAUAUAUAAAGAGAUGAAGUUUAUGGUGUAUGCUUAAUGGUGUAAGCAAAUGGGAAAUAAUUCAUGAAUGCAAGAAGAGAACUCAUUAGCUAUCAAGAAGAGAAGCUUGUUUGCCCAUAUAUCUUUUUCUCGCUAUUUGAUGUAUGUUAUAGAGGUUUAGGGCUAUGUGAAGAUAUAAUCCUUUCUUUGGUCAAAACUUGUUGAAAUAGUCUCCCUCAUAUGUGUUUCCUCAGUGUGAGAAUUGUUCAUUUCGAAUGCAAAAAGUUUUCCAUAGUAGGAGUAGUAAUUCUAGUGUUACUGCUUUGAUGCUUUACUUAAGAUUAGCUCCAAAUGUCAUAUACAAAUCAAAUAUCUUUUUGCAGCUCACUCGAUAGGAAAGUUGGAUGAUGCUUUCCAGAGAGCAAAUUCUUACUUCGAGUGAAUAUUGGGCUUUUUAUGAUUCCAUAGUGUGUGCCGAUUUUGGACGAGUUUUGUUUGCUGAUUUUGGUUUGGCAGAUUUUUUAACUAAAAAAUACAAACCGUAAACCGAAUAACAAAUGAUUAGUCACUUUCCAUCAGUUUUGGAUUUAUCAAUUCGUUAUGGUCGAUUUCAGCUUUAUCGAUUCAAUUUGGUCGAUCUCGAUUUUGGUGUGUUCGAUUUCCGUCAGUUUCGGUUUUAUAUCUUUUUGGUUCACCCGUAGUUUGUCCUGCCCUUACGUUAGUUGUGUCUAUUGACUGCUCAAUAUACAUUUUUAUUUUAAAUCUUUUAUUAAUAAGGUGUUUGAGCUUGAUUAAGGUGUGAUGCACGGGACAUAGAAUAAGUAAUAGCUAUAUAAUACAGAGUAUUAUAUUAUUUGUUAACAUUACAGGUAUUAUUUAAUGUGUAAAUGAAUGUAAGUAGUAUAGAUGUGACACACAAAAUUUUAAUUACGCAAAAGAUACGAAUCAUAAUUGGUACGAAAAAUAUUUUGGAAUAAGAAUAAUUAAUGAAUAUUAAAAUAAGGUUUUCGCAGUCUACACAUUUCGAAACAUUUUCUUGUUAAUAACAUUGGUAGCAUGAUUGAUUUGUUCGCCAUCUUUAGCGCAAAUCAAUAUAUCAAACCGUUUGAGAAAUGAGACAAUCAGACUAAAUGUAAAGGUAACACUUGUUGAAGAUAAAAUGCGAGGACCUCAACUAUUUCUCAAUUACUUUGUUUUAUUCAAACUGAAGUUGGUAAAAAAGUAGGCAAAAAGAUGACUUUUACUCGUGUGAGGUAACCUUAUUUUUUAUGAAUCACUCAUACUCGACUUAUUUUUAUCAAAAUAAUUAAAACGUAGAAGACACUUUCCUAACAAAAAAAACAUUUGUCUUCAUUCAAUUUGAAAAUUAUUCACAUACACUAUAAGAUGAAUUCAACUCUAAUUUAAUAUGCAAGUUUAGUCAAUAAGUUUUAAUAUAUUUUAAAUGAUUUUUUUUGUGAUUUAGCAACUCGUAACACAGUUUCUUUAUUAUUGACUCUUAUACGAUUUUUACUGAUUCACCUAUUAAGAGUCUUACUUUACUAUUAUACCCAUAUGUGAACAUAUCAAAUCUUACCAGUUACGUCGUAGUUUUUUCACUAAUUAAAAAUAUUUUGAAUAUAAUUGUGAUGGAGUAUAUGGGUUGAGACUCCAUGACACACAUACUAAGAAGACUAAGAGGAGGUGCGGCUGUCACCCAGUGGGUCCUCCUUCGGCCAGGUGGCCCUCCAUCAGCCGUAGAAGAGUCGAUCCAGAAUACGGUUCAGAAGCCAAGGAGAAGAAUUGUCCUCCGUCGGCCGGUGCCCUCGUCGGCCAGUGCCUCCAUCGGCCGAUGCCCCCGUCGGCCAGUGCCUCCGUCGGCCGAUGCCCCCGUCGGCCAGUGCCUCCGUCGGCCGGUGCCUCCGUCGGCCGGCGCCCCCGUCGGCCAAGCAACAAUCAGCUCAGAAUAUGGCCCAGGCAGUAAUCAGCUCUAAUGGUCUUUCGUCGGUCGUGUCUCCAUCGGCCAGGCGCCUCCUUCGGCCGAACCUCCUUCGGCCACAGAGAACUCCCAGAACCGGAUUUCACACUUAGUUAUUUUUACACUCUUUGUACUCGGCCCAGUAGUGGCCCAAUUGUAAAUGGGCCUCCCAAGCCCAAGACUUGGGAGCCCGGCCCUAAUUUCCUCUAUAAUUACUUCCCUUGGGAGUCAUGUAAAGGGUUGAAAAUCAUUAAUACAACUCACUUCUCUCUCUUGCUCUCCCUUCUCUCUAGACUUAUAGUCUAUCAUUUGGUGCUUUCAUUGAGAGCUAGAACAAUCAAGUUAGCAUCCUUCGUCGCUACCAAGCAUAGCUAACUGAUCAUGGGAAGAACAAAGUCCAACCAUAACCUCCUCGGCAAGGCCAUCCCUGAGGCCCAAGAGGACAGGGAAUACGAGGAGGACACUACGACUGACAAGGCCGCAGGCGGGGAUGUUUUCCAGGAGGCCAUCGACCUCACGAAUGAUCUUCGCCAUCAGCUCAACGGCAGCGCCCCCGACGCCCGCAUCGGCCUGGACAAGAAGCGCCUGGAAAAGGGCGACAAUGCCUCGGGGAAGCCGGCUUCUCCUGCCGUUGACCCUCAGCUCCAAGCCGCUUUCUCGGCAAUCAUCGCCAGCCUCGCCCAAAACCCCACCGUCCUCAGUGCACUCAUGCCAAGGACUGGGGAGAACACUACACCGCCUCCUCAGCCCCAGCCGGUGGCCAUCAAGCUAGGCAACGACGAAGGGGUGGUGCCCCAGGACACGUUGUCAUCCCACUCCCACCCUGCUUCCCCACUUCGAGCUGGACCAGCCCCAGCGCGUGGAAAAGCCUCAGUCUUUAAUAGGCUAGGUGACACGCGCCGUCGGCCUGCUUCGGAGAGGAUGGCGGGACGGAUUGGUGAACAUGAUCUUGGCUCACCAAGGGAAAGCUUGGGGUCCAUAUCCCGGACAGCGGAUCGGCCCCGCCUGGACGAAGGCAAGGGUAAGCUGCACGAGGGUGACGCAUGCCACCAAAUCAACACGGCUCACGCAGCCCGCCAACAGACGCAGGGCGCCACCAUGGCCGCCAAAGACCCCCGGGACGAGGUGAUCGCCCAGCUGGAGCGAAGACUCGCCCAGAUGGAGGCCAAACAGCUGGCCGCCACCCCCACGGGCAACCCAUCCAGGGAUCCCGACUUCAACGCCCUCCUACACAAGGUCAGCAUCCUUGAGAGGGAGUUGGCCGAAGGACGAGGAUGCCCCAUCUUCCAAAUCAGGACGAGGAAUCCCUUCACUACCAGGAUACUCUCGGCCCCUAUCCCCGAGAAGUACAGAGGAUACUCUCGCUCCGACCCCAAAGAACAUUUCAGCCGCUAUCAGAACAACAUGCUGAUGGUGAACGCAUCGGAUGAAUACCUCUGUCGUUGGUUCCUUUCCACUCUUGAAGGACCAACGUACGAGUGGUUCAACGCGCUCCCCGAAGGAAGCAUAGACUCGUGGCAGGAUCUUGCCCAACGCUUCCUCACCCACUUCGCCGGAAGGAAGUGCGUGAAGAAACAUUUCUCUCAUCUCCUCUCCAUCAAACAGCAACACGAUGAAUCACUCCGGUCUUUCAUCGACCAAUGGACGAAAAAGACAGACGAGGUCGAAGGUGCCGAUGAGCGCACCCUCCUCAUCCUCUUCCAAGGCGUUCUCCGCAGCAGCCCCUACGCGAGGAACCUAAUCACCGACCCGCCGAGGUCAUACACCAAGGCACUCCAGCGAGGGAGCUUGUACGCUGACGCCGAUGAGCUCCACUCCCGCAAGAAGGAUGGAGACCAGCCAUAAAAGAAGACAAACAAUGUGUCGGCUCCAAGCGCAUCCUCGGCCGGAAGCCAUGCCCGCCAAAGCCAGAAGGAGCGUCCGUGGCAGCCGAGGAUGGACGUCCCAAGGACUCCACUCACGCAGUCGGUGGAUACCAUCCUCGACUAUGCGGAGGAGCAAGGUCUCAUCCCCAGAGAUCCCCAGUCGGCCAAGGAAAUCUACGCCGUCCACCAAGGCAUCACUUAUUGCCGUUACCAUAAGAAUACCUCCCAUAAUACAGACGACUGCGUCGCACUGAAGAAAGCCAUUGAACGCUUGAUUCAACGGGGUGAACUCCACCAAUUUGUCAAAGGUGCCCCUAGGAGCUCCACCAGCAAUCAUGAAGGGGACACCUCGACAAAGAAGCAUGAAAUUGGGAGGCUCAGUGACGUCGAGGACUUCGAGGAGCCCCAACCGAAGAAGCGUCACAUCUGUUGACUGUGUCCUCUUUCGAAGGGACGCACGGCCGAUGGACGGCUCAUCCCUCAAAAUACAAAGGGCCUUACAUCUCGGUGAAGUUCUAUCAGCAAUCCUAAGAGGGUGCAGACGGCGGAGCCGCCACCCAAGGUCAGAAGCUCAUUGAGAAGCUAACUCCUGUACGGAUUGUUAAGAAGAUUACCACCCUCAGCCAUGAGCCACUUAUAUAAACACACCUUUUGUGUUCUACUUAUUUCUUGUAAAGUUUAAGUAAAGGAUGCACAAACAAAGCUCGUCGCAUCGCCCCCUUCGAGAGAAACACUUAGGUAUGGCCGACGACGCCACACAAAACAGCACAUCGUCUCGGCCCCUUACAGCGAAACGCUCAGGCAUGGCCGACGGUGCCCCAGGACGAGGGGCGCGCAAAAUGGCCCACGUCGUGAAACGGGAAGCUCAUCGCGUCGUCUUUGCGCUAAAUCGCAUUACGACAGGCCUGAAAGAAUGGCCGAGAUGACAAAAUCCCCACACUUGGGGUUGGGAAACGGCAGCCGUCGGUAACCGACCAAAAGCCUAGCCCGCGCCGUAAAUAGACGACGGGACCCCCCAAGAUCAAGGGACGAUCCAGCGCCAGAGGCCGGACAGCAGCCCUCCUGGACUCCCUAUCGGCCGAGGGAAUAGCAACCCCCUCGGUCGAGCCUGAAAGAAGGACCCCCACUCCUCGCUCAUAGCAGUAGAGGAAGAAAUAAAAGAGGGACAGCCGAGAACCGUGCACUCGCCGGCCUUGACGAAAUCCCCACAAAGAAAAGAGGGACAACCGAGGACCGUGCAAUUGCCGGCCUCGAUCGAAAUCCCCACAAAUUAAAAGAGGGACAGUCGAGGACCGUGCAAUCGCCGGCCUCGACGAAAUCCCCACAAAUAAAAGAGGGACAACCAAGGACCGUGCACUCACCGGCCUCGAGCGAAAUCCCCACAAAUCAAAAGAGGGAAGCCGAGGACCGCACACUCACCGGCCUCGAGCGAUAAAAAAUAAAAUAGCCACAAAUCAAGUCACAUAUUUGGCUAAGUACAUAUCAGGCAAAUACUAUGCAUUAUGGACGAAGCAAGACCAUACAUGCGGAUCAGACGAGCGCCAGCGCCGUCCUUCAUCUUCAGACAGACGCGACGCCUUGUCCUUAAGCAAAGGACCGGCUUCAUCAGCGCCGUCCCUUAUCUUCAGACGAGCGUCCAAACGCCGUCCUUCAUUUCAAACAGGCUCAUCGCCACCGUCAUCCUCAGAGGACAGACGCCCGACACCGCCCUUCAUCUUCAGACGACUGGCCUCAUCAACGCCGUCAUCAUCAAAGGACGCACAUCCAGUAUCGUCUCUCAUAUAACGAACGGCUUCACCAGCGCCAUUGUCAUAAGGGGACGGACGUUCAUCAUCCUCAAAAGGAACAGCCCCUCGACCUCAGCAUGAUCAUCUAUCCCAAGACUGGCAUCCUCAGCGCCGAGAGCCUUGAGCUUACAUGACGAACGGCUUCAUCAAUGCCUCGUCAUCAUUUAUUUAGACCGGCUUCAUCAUCGCCGUCAUCCUUAAACCACACCCGGUCCCUCAGCCUCGGUGUGAUUAUUUAUCUCAAGGCCGGACUCCUCAGCGCCGAGAGCCUUGAGUUUACACGGCGAAGUGCUUCAUCAACGCCUUCGUCAUAAAGGGACGUGCGUCCAGCACCGCCCUUCAUCUUCAAGCCAGGGUCAGAGCCCGGUCCUUCAUAUGACGAACGGCUUCAUCAACCCCGUCGUCAUCAAAGGAAGCACAUCCAGUAUCGUCUCUCAUAUGACGAACGACUUCACCAGCGCCGUUGUCAUAAGGGGACGGGCGUUCAUCGUCCUCUAAAGGAACGGCCCCUCGGCCUCAGCAUGAUCAUCUAUCCCAAGACUGGCAUUCUCAACGCCGAGAGCCUUGAGCUUACAUGACAAAUGGCUUCAUCAAUGCCUCGUCAUCAUUUAUUUAGACCAUCGUCAUCAUCGCCGUCAUCCUCAAACCACGCCCGAUCCCUCGGCUGCGACAUGAUUAUUUAACUCAAGGCUGGCCUCCUCAGCGCCGAAGAGCCUUGAGUUUACACGGCGAAGUGCUUCAUCAACGCCUUCACCAUCAAGGGACGUGCGUCCAACGCUGUCCUCAUCCUCAGACCGGCGUCAAAGCCUAGUCCUUCAUAUGACGUACGGCUUCAUCAACGCCGUCGUCAUCAAAGGAUGUGCGUCCAACGUCGUCUUCCAUGUGACGAACGGCUUCACUAGCGCCGUUGUCAUAAGGGGACGGGCGUCCAACGUCGUUCUUCAUCUUCAGGCAUCCAACGCCAUCCUUCAUCAAAGGACGGGCUUCAUCAACGCCGUCCUUCAUCUUCAGACCGGCGCCAACGCCGAUGUACUGUUAUAGGGACCGGGCUCGCCAUUCCCUUCCUGGAUAGCGACCCUCACCUUCAUAUGACGCACGACUCAUGACCACCGUCGUCCUCAUAUUCAGACAUGCAUCUAUCGCCUCGUCCUCAUAUUCGGACCCGCUCAUCAGCGCCGUCGUCCUCAACACUAGGCGAGCGUCCCCUCAAUAGACAGACACCGCUGCAACUCCACACCUAGUCCGAAGGGUUCACCCCUUGGAGUUCAUUUUGGGGGAUCCGGUGUGCUCUUUUCCCUCAUUAGGAUUUUUUCCCACAUGGUUUUUCCUAAUGAGGUUUUUAACGAGACAUCGCCCCAUUGUGGAUCAAAAGGUGUCGACCCUCGGCCCCCUAUUGAAGACGUGUAUUGCUCUACUCCUCUUCACCUCACUACAUGAGCCUCGAGGAGUGGGGGACUGGAGGACUACAUCGGCCUCCUCAUACAUGAAAUCAUCCAAAAAGCAACAACAAGCAAGGACUACCAAGUGGUACCUCCGUCGGCCAUGUCUCCAUCGGCCAGAAGAUGGUCUGGGGGACUACAUCGGCUUCCAGCGCAAAGAUAAACAAAUUCAAAAUCCAACGAACACAAGCCCAUGACAAUGGUACCUCAACGUCCAACAACCAUGUGUUCACCCUUCGGCCAUGCCGAAGCGCAAAGCAGGUCGCACAUCGUCCUCAAUGUCAAGGACACACAUCGUCCUAAAGGUCAAGGGCACGUGUCGUCCUCGAAGCCAAGGACACUCCUCGUCCUCAAGGCCAAUGGCACGCAUCGUCUCUAGGACUAUGACAUUCAUCGUCCAUAUCACGAACAAAAUGAACGCGCCACGAACGUCCGCAAGCGUAAGAUCCAUCAACUAAAGUCAAAAGCACAAGGGCAGGACAUUCUUCGUCCACAGAGCCAAGGGCGCACAACGUCCUCUGGUCCAAGACCCUCAUCGUCCUCAAAGUGAAGGACAUCCAUCAUCCUCGAAACGAAGGACGCUCAUCGUCCUCAAAGUGAAGGACAUCCAUCGUCCUCAAAAUGAAGGACAUCCAUCGUCCUCAAGAUGAAGGACACUCAUCGUCCUCAAAACGAAGGACAUUCAUCGUCCUCAAAAUGAAGGACAUUCGUCGUCCUCAAAAUGAAGGACAUCCAUCGUCCUCAAGAUGAAGGACACUCACCGUCCUCAAAACGAAGGACAUUCAUCGUCCUCAAGAUGAAGGACACUCAUCGUCCUCAAAACGAAGGACAUUCGUCGUCCUCAAAAUGAAGGACAUUCAUCGUCCUCAAUGGGUCCUCCUUCGGCCAAGUGGGGGACUCCUGAUGGAGUAUAUGGGUCCAGACCCCAUGACCCACAUACUCAGAAGACUAAGAGGAAGCGCAGCUGUCACCCAAUGGGUCCUCCUUCGGCCAAGUGGCCCUCCAUCAACCGUAGAAGAGUCGAUCCAGAAUACGGUCCAGAAGCCAAGGAGAAGAAUUGUCCUCCAUCGGCCGGUACCUCCGUCGGCCAGUGCCUCCAUCGGCCGGUGCCCCCGUCGGCCAGUGCCUCCGUCGGCCGGCGCCCCCGUCGGCCAAGCAACAGUCAGCUCAGAAUAUGGCCCAGGCAGCAAUCAGCUCGGAUGGUCCUCCGUCGGCCGUGUCUCCAUCGGCCAGGCGCCUCCUUCGGCCGAACCUCUUUCGGCCACAGAGAACUCCCAGAACCGGAUUUCAUACUUAGUUAUUUUUACACUCUUUGUACUCGGCCCAGUAGUGGCCCAAUUGUAAAUGGGUCUCCCAAGCCCAAGACUUGGGAGCCCGGCCCUAAUUUCCUCUAUAAAUACUCCCCUUGGGAGCCAUGUAAAGGGUUGAAAAAUCAUUAAUACAACUCACUUCUCUCUCUAGCUCUCCCUUCUCUCUAGACUUAUAGUCUAUCAAAUUGAUUUACAAUAAUACAAUCCAACAAAUUCACAAAAAAAUUCAUCACUGUAACACAUAUCCAUACAUUUCUACAAUUUAAACCUUACAAAUAACCCAUAACCCAUGUCAUUUUAAACAAAUUAAGUUUCUCUUUAAUGACUGAAAUAUUAAGAGUAUUCAUCAAGAGAUGCACUAUGAAACUCUUUUUUGUUUUCUUUACUUGUACUAAGCUAUUAUCAUCCCUUCACGGGUAAGCCCCCCCCUCCCCUAUUCAGACCUGCUUUUUCACCGGUAAGCUCCCCCUCCCCUAUUAUCACUUCACUGGUAGGAUGGUUUUUUCAAAAUGCCCUAAAAAGUUUCCUAUUUGUCAAAAUACCCAGCUAACGUUAGUUAUUGUCAAGGUACCCGUCUCCGUUAAAUGUUGUGGCCUACUUCCCAUUAUACCCCGCGUCAGUUAAAAUGUUGUGUCGUACUUCCCAUUAUACCCCGCUUCAGUUCCUAACGGGUUUCUCUUUCGAGCCGUCACAUUAUAACGACCUCAUCCCAACGGCUCCAUAUUUACAACGCCUCUGCAUCAUCGACUCAGUACAAAAGGUUGGUAAAGCGCAAUUUGGAUUCCUCUCAUCAAUCAUCCUGCAAGACGAGGUUUGCUACAUAUACUAAACGCUUGAUAAAGCUACAUCUGCAUCAUCGACUCAGUACAAAAGCUUGGUAAAGCGCACUCUGGAUUCUAAUCAUCCUUCAUCCUGCAAGAUAAGAUUAGCUACAUCUAAUAAGCUCUUGAUAAAGCUACAUUUGCAUCCUGUUCAGAUUCUCUAGCUUUUUUGAAAGAGUAGUGUCUCUUUGGACCAUAUUUUUCAUAAAUGUGAACAGGUGAGGGGAAUAUGGGUCUAUUUCCUGAGUAUUCUGGGUAUUCCGAGGCCUAUGGAAGAAUUAUCUACUCCUCAGCUUUUCAGACAUUGUUGGCUCAAAGCUGGCUCUGUGGAUUUAUUGGAUAUUUUCAAACAAAAUAUAUCUGGGAUCAUUUCUUGGCACAUUUGGAAAGUCUACUCUAAUUACCAAUGGGGUGAUGGAACUGCUAAUACAUCCACUAAAGGGUUAAUCAUCUCUAUCAAGCAAUAUACUCAAGUCUAGGUUCACUCUCUGAAGGGGAUAAAAGUUCGCUCUAUUGAUAAGGUUCUGUAUGAUGAAAAUUUAAUUCGCAAGGAUUAUAGUUUACAGAAUCAUAAUAUACAGAUCUUAAGAUGGUGUAAACCGAAUGGAGUGAUGAAAUUAAACACUGAUGCUCGUUACUUAUCUGGUUUGGCUUCGGGCAGCGCGAUUCUGAGAAACCCAGACGGAUGGUUGGUUUGCGUAGCUAGCUUCGAUCUGGAGGCAUCAUCGGCAUUGGAAGCAGAAAUAAAAUCCAUUUCAACAUCUAUUCGUUGGGCGACGGAUGCUGGUUAUGGCGAGUUUGAGGUGAGGCAGACUCAGAUAUGGCGAUUGGCUUUCUUCAAGAUCCAGCGGUGAGGAAAUGGAAAACCCUUAUUCAGGAAACUGUACAGAUUGCCAAAAGGAAAGGGUUAUCCUUCAGGCAUGUAUACCGGGAAGUUAACGAAGCUGCACAUUAUUUGGCCCAAUUCCAUUCUGGGCCGUUAAAAGAAUUUCUCAGCCCGAUCGAUUUACCUGUGAUGGCUAAGCGGACCUAUUAUAUGGAUCUUUUUGGUAUAGCCGUGUUACGUUUCCAUUAAUUUCUGUAUCUUGUUUAAAAGAGGUUUUGGUAUAGUCCCCCUCUUUUUUUGUAUUCAGAUCUAAUUUUUAAUAAAAUCCUGGUAUCUGACUCCCGGCAUUUACCCCACUGAUUUUGGUGGUUUGCCUUCUG